This is a messenger RNA of Cavia porcellus (domestic guinea pig), 1089 nucleotides long. Its product is annotated as speckle-type POZ protein-like. The transcript has a single exon. Gene Ontology annotation, cellular component: cytoplasm; nucleus. The coding region runs from base 1 to 1089 and encodes 362 amino acids. Gene Ontology annotation, molecular function: ubiquitin protein ligase binding. NCBI's taxonomy places the organism in Eukaryota, Metazoa, Chordata, Mammalia, Rodentia, Caviidae. The record is from RefSeq and is a predicted model, not a curated record. Gene Ontology annotation, biological process: regulation of proteolysis; proteasome-mediated ubiquitin-dependent protein catabolic process.
AUGUCGAAAGGGCCAGUAGCUGAGAACCAGUACACCACAGAGAUUGAAGUAGUGAAAUGCUCCUACCUAUGGACCAUCAGUAACUUUAGCUUUUCCCUAAAGGAAAUAGGUAGUGCCAUUGAAAGUUCAACCUUUUCACCUGAAGAAAAUGGUGAACUGAAAUGGUGCUUACGAGUAUAUCCAAAAGGGAUCAAUGAAGAAAGCAAAGAAUACCUGUCCCUGUGUCUCGCACUGAUCAGCUGCCCAAUGAGAGAAGCUUGGGCAAAAUUCACAUUUUACAUUUUGAAUGAUAAAGGACAGAAAGCCAAAGGUCUGUCGAGUAAAAAAAUUCAAAGAUUUGAUCCAGGGACAAAACUGGGAGUCAGAAAAUUCAUCCUUAGAGAUUUUCUUUUAGAUCCAACCAAUGGACUACUCCCUGAUGACAAGCUGACCCUCUUUUGUGAGGUGAAUGUGUCACUAGACUCCACUGACAGUUUUAGCCAAAAUAAUAAGCAUAUGGUGAAGGCUUGUGAAGGUUGUUUAGCAAGUGAUCUAGGAGGGCUGUGGAAGAAUUCCCUGUUGGCAGACUGUUGCUUGUGUGUGGCUGGCCAAGAAUUCCAGGCUCACAAAGCCAUCUUAGCAGCUCGCUCUCCAGUUUUCAAGGCCAUGUUUGUACAUGAAAUGCAGGAGAGCAAAAACAGUCGAGUUGAAAUCAGUGAUAUGGAGCCUGAAGUUUUCAAGGAAAUAGUGUUCUUCAUGUACACUGGAAAAGCACCAAAACUUGACAGAAUGGCACCUGAUCUGCUGGCAGCUGCAGACAGGUAUGGCCUGGAGCACCUGAAGCUCAUGUGUGAGAAACACCUGUGUUGCAACCUCUCUGUGGUGAAUGUUUUGGAAAUCCUCAUCUUGGCUGACAUCCAUAGUGCCUAUCAGUUGAAAGUUUGUGCGGUGGAUUUCAUCAAUUCGCAUAUUUCUGAAAUCCUGAGGACUGACAAGUGGAAAUCCAUAGUGGUGUCACACCCUCACUUGGUGGCUGAAGCCUACCAGUCUCUGGCUUCCAUCCAGUGUGCUGUUCUGGGGCCCCCAUACAAGCGUAUAAGGCUGUCCUAA